AUGAAAGAUAAUUCUCUGAAUUCACCAAAACCAAAAAUGAAAUUAUCUCCCAGAAAAUCUGAAGAUCAAGUAGAGAAUUUGAAAAAUAUUUCGUUCGAAUCGGAUCACACCAAGCCACCAUCGAGUCUUUCACUAAGUCUCGGAAAUGGUGAGCGGAAAGCGGCUGUUAAAGGAUGGAGAGAUGGGCUGGGACUUCUAUAUCGUAUUGGGAACAAUAAACCCACAAUGACAUUUCGCUAUCGAUCGGAAUCGUCCAUUGCUCUUGACAUCGUCUUGUUCCUACCAUCUGCUGUAUCUGUGUAA
Cercopithifilaria johnstoni is the source of this 303-nucleotide messenger RNA. The record is from the annotation of a GenBank genome assembly. NCBI's taxonomy places the organism in Eukaryota, Metazoa, Nematoda, Chromadorea, Rhabditida, Onchocercidae.